Messenger RNA from Penicillium odoratum, 1449 nucleotides. Its product is annotated as aldehyde dehydrogenase family protein. The record is from RefSeq and is a predicted model, not a curated record. Lineage: Eukaryota; Fungi; Ascomycota; Eurotiomycetes; Eurotiales; Aspergillaceae. Gene Ontology annotation, molecular function: aldehyde dehydrogenase (NAD+) activity. Bases 1 to 1449 code for a protein of 482 amino acids. The transcript has 4 exons.
AUGGCCGAAACUAUCAAAGAAUUGCAGCCGAUUGAGACACGGCUGUUCAUUAACGGCGAGUUCCGAAACUCUUCAAACGGCAAGACAUUUGACAUCAUAUAUCCAUACACGAAAGAUGUCGUUGCAAAAGUCCAAGAGGCAGACGUCAGCGAUGUCAACGACGCCGUAGAAGCCGCCGAAGCAGCAUUCCCCGCCUGGAGAGACCUUGGCGUGGAGAAGCGCGGGGAAUACCUACGCAAACUCUCCGACCUCAUACAAGAGGCCGUGCCCGUAUUGGCUAAGCUCGAAACUCUCAGCACUGGCCGCCCAAUCUCCUUCUUCCCCGAUGGGUUGAUGGCUGCAGAACAGUUCAGAUAUUUUGCCGACCAUGCCUGGACCGUCCAGGGUACGGCUAGUACCAACACCCCUGGUACCUUCAAGAUGACUGUCAAAGAGCCCUUUGGCGUGGCCGGAUUGAUUAUCCCCUGGAACUUCCCCUUGGUUAAUUUUGCUGGAAAGUCGGCACCUGCUUUGGCUGCUGGUAAUACUGUGGUGUUGAAGAGUAGCGAGAAGGCCCCGUUAACUUCGCUCUACAUCGCCAAAUUAAUCGAGAAGGUCGGGUUUCCACCAGGCGUCAUCAACGUUCUCUCCGGUUACGGCUCCCCAGUAGGCUCAACUAUCGCCGAGCACAUGAAAGUCCGCGUAAUCAGUUUCACCGGGUCCUCGCUCACGGGCCAGAAGAUUCACGCUGCGGCGGCAAAGUCUAACUUGAAGCACGUCCACGUGGAACUGGGCGGUAAGACGCCCGCUAUUAUCUUAGAGGACGCAGACCUCCAAUCUGCUGCCGCGCAGACCAUGUUCGGCAUCCAGUUCAACAGCGGACAGGUGUGCGUUGCUAACUCGCGUAUCUACGUGCACGAGUCUAUCAAGGAGAAAUUCACAGAGCAAUUCAAGGCGAUGUUCGCUAGUGUCAAGAUGGGUGAUCCGCUCGACCCAACUACGCAGCAUGGUCCGCAGAUUGAUUAUUUGCAGUAUGAUCGCAUAAAGCAGUAUCUCGCUCUUGGUGAGAAAGAAGGUAAGCUGACGCUGGGUGGGGAUGCGAACGAUGGUUUCUUUGUGAAGCCGACUGUCUUUGAAGAGUUGGCAGAGGAUUCGAGGGUUAUGAAGGAGGAGAUAUUUGGUCCUGUUGUGGCUAUCCAGACUUUCAAGACGGAGGAAGAGGUCAUUAAGAAGGCCAACGAUACUGAAUUUGGUCUAUAUGCGUCGGUCUUUACUAAGGACCUUGACCGUGCGAUUCGUUUUUCCAAGGCUUUGCAAGCGGGUACUGUUGGAGUCAAUUGCACUGCCCCCAGCAAUACAAAGGAUACUGCAUUUGGUGGCUAUAAGAUGAGUGGUACUGGACGGGAGGGUUUCUUAUACAGCAUUGAGAACUUCCUCCAGACAAAGACUAUUCUGAUCAAGUCGGGAUAG